CUUCGUAACUAAUGAAAUGAGUCGUACCGGUAUCCGAAGGUGGUUUUAUGUAUAAGAUUCGACUAUGAAUAUCGGCCUCUGUUUUCCAGGCGUUGUACCAAUUGUAUCGACUACACUAGCGACAUCUAACGUCACGAGUAGACAAAAAUGAGCAUCAAAUCAGUGACUAGAGCGGAUCGAACAUUGCGAAUUCUCUAUGUGCAGUCGUCGACUCAUCGUGCGAUAUCGUGCCAAUUUGAAUUAUGCAAUCUUAAUGUAUCGUUGGAUACGUGUCUCGUUUGUUUCGCUACAGAUGAUAGAACAGGAGAUUUCACGAUUUUAUUGUCAAGUGUGAACCAAAAAUAUUACUGGUAAUUGCUGGAGGAGAGGAGGGAUCUAACGAUUAAUCACUGUUCAUAGUGAAUUCAAAGCACACGAUAACCCAGAUGACACAGGUCUCUUAGGGAUGUUCUGAGGAUGACCCGAGGACGUCCUGAUGUCCUGAGUACGUCUACAAAACAGAUUCAAUUUUGCUGAUCUCCGGGCGAGGAGCGGACAUGCUAAGGUGGCAGCUCUGCCACGUGUGUUAUGAUUUCGAGAAGAUGCAGCUCCUUAUCGACUGUUCGUUACAUAUCUAAACUAUCUAAGAAGCAGUGUGGCACGUAUAAUCACGCGAAUUUUUCUCCGAUCGAAAGAAUUCUCCUCCGCGUUGCUGGGCGACACACCAACAGAUCGAGUUACAAUUCACUGUUUUAUCUGUCGUUGACCGUGAGAAUGGCGUCAACGUCCAAAAGCGGCAAAAACGUCGGCCAUUCCGGCGCGAAGAAACUGAAUCGCUUAAGUUUGGAGAAGUCGCCGUAUCUGCUGCAACACGCGGCCAAUCCCGUGAAAUGGUAUCCCUGGGGCGACGAAGCUCUGGAGCGGGCCAAGAAGGAAGAUAAGAUGAUCUUCUUGUCGGUCGGCUACUCCACGUGCCACUGGUGCCACGUAAUGGAAAAAGAAUCAUUCGAGAAUGAGGAUAUCGCACGCAUCAUGAAUAAUAAUUUCGUUAAUAUCAAAGUGGACAGAGAGGAAAGGCCCGAUAUUGACAGGAUAUACAUGACGUUCGUUCAGGCAAAAUCGGGUCACGGUGGUUGGCCGAUGAGCGUUUUUCUGGCACCGAAUUUGACACCAGUGACAGGUGGGACAUACUUCCCACCGGAUGACAGAUACGGUCUUAUCGGAUUCAAAUCGCUUCUGCUAGAAGUCGCGAAAAAGUGGGCACAGCAGAAGAACGACAUAAUCAAGUCGGGCGCUAACAUAGUAGGUCGUCUGAAGGAUAUCGCCGAGUGCAGACAAGGUCUGAGGGAAGACGAUGGAUUUCCUACGGCGGAAUGCGGCUUAUUGUGCGUUCACCUUCUGGCGACCGGAUACGAGCCAAAAUUUGGCGGAUUCGGUAGUCAGUUCAGGAUGAAAGCGCCAAAGUUCCCCGAGCCGGUCAAUUUUAACUUUCUCUUCAACAUAUACGCCCUGAGCACUUCGUCCGAGUUGCGUAAGGAGUGUUUGGAGAUGUCCCUGCACACUCUGACAAAGAUGGCUCACGGUGGGAUUCAUGAUCACGUGGGACAAGGAUUUUCGAGGUAUUCCGUGGACGGCGAGUGGCACGUGCCUCACUUUGAGAAAAUGCUCUACGAUCAGGCGCAAAUAAUGCAGGCUUACGCUGACGCUUAUAUCAUCACGAAGAACACGUUUUAUUCCGAUAUCGUGGACGAUAUCGCGACGUACGUCGAGCGCGACCUGCGGCAUAAGGAAGGUGGUUUCUACAGCGCGGAGGAUGCGGAUUCGCUGCCGGAGCCGCAGGCUUCGGCGAAACGGGAGGGCGCGUUUUAUGUCUGGACAUACGACGAGAUCAAGAGCCUUUUGGACAAAAAAAUAUCUGGCAACAGUAACGUACGACUUUUCGAUCUGAUCUGCUACCACUUCAAUGUGAAAAAGGAGGGAAACGUGCGAAAGGCUCAGGAUCCUCACGGCGAACUCACAGGUAAAAAUGUGUUUAUCGCGUAUGAGGGAGUGGAGAAAACCGCGGAGCACUUCGAUAUUAGUCUGGAGGAUACGAGAGUUCAUAUCAAGCAGGCCUGCCGGAUUCUGUUCAAGGAGAGAGCGAACAGACCACGACCCCACUUGGACGACAAGAUGGUCACAGCGUGGAACGGCCUCAUGAUGAGUGGGUUCGCGCGUGCAGGAACAGCCGUGCGAAGCGCGAAGUACGUGGAAUUAGCGACGGACGUUGCCAAGUUUAUAGAGCGGUACCUAUUCGAUAAAAAUAAUGGCGUGCUGCUUCGCAGUUGCUACCGCGGGGAGGACGACAGAAUUAUUCAGACGAGUGUGCCGAUACACGGCUUUCACGACGACUACGCAUUCGUCGUGAAGGGAUUGCUCGACUUAUACCAGGCCAGCUUCGAUUUACAUUGGCUCGAGUUCGCCGAGCAGCUGCAAGAUAUACAGGAUCAACUGUUUUGGGACUCGCAGGACGGCGGUUACUUUUCGACGGUCGAGGACUCACAGAUGAUUCUACGAAUGAAAGACGCUCAUGAUGGCGCGGAGCCGUCUAGCAAUUCGAUUGCUUGUUCCAAUCUGCUACGGUUGGCGGUCUUCUUGGAUUGCAGUGAGCUUAAGGAAAAAGCUGCGCGGCUUUUGCGCGCCUUCGGUAAAGGGCUCACGGAGAUGCCGGUUAUGUUUCCGCAAAUGACUCUGGCGUUGCUCGAUUAUCACUACACGACGCAGAUUUACGUGCUGGGCAAACAGAAUGCCGAGGAUACGGAAGAGAUGUUGAGCGUGAUCCGUGAACGUCUGAUAGCCGGCAUGGUGCUUUUGCUGGUCGAUCACGAGCAGCAGGACAGCAUGCUUCUCCGCAGGAACGCGAUUGCCGGCAAGAUGAAGCCGCAGAACGGCCGCGCCACGGUUUUCGUCUGCCGGCAUCACACGUGUUCCCCGCCGAUUACGAGUCCCAGUGAACUCGCUUCUCUGUUGGACGACAGAGGAUUCUCCGCUUUGUGA
Molecule: messenger RNA, 3015 nt
Organism: Dinoponera quadriceps
Lineage: Eukaryota; Metazoa; Arthropoda; Insecta; Hymenoptera; Formicidae
Product: spermatogenesis-associated protein 20
Exons: 16
Coding region: 568-3015 (815 amino acids)
Biological process (GO): carbohydrate metabolic process
Source: RefSeq, a predicted model, not a curated record